Molecule: messenger RNA, 1593 nt
Organism: Oppia nitens
Lineage: Eukaryota; Metazoa; Arthropoda; Arachnida; Sarcoptiformes; Oppiidae
Product: zinc finger protein 62 homolog
Exons: 6
Coding region: 1-1587 (528 amino acids)
Biological process (GO): regulation of transcription by RNA polymerase II
Cellular component (GO): nucleus
Molecular function (GO): RNA polymerase II transcription regulatory region sequence-specific DNA binding; DNA-binding transcription factor activity, RNA polymerase II-specific
Source: RefSeq, a predicted model, not a curated record
AUGAAUCAAAGUAAUGAUAAUAUAAGACAUAAUACAAGACUUAGAAGACAUGGAAGUCGUAAAACACAAGACAUGAGUGUCACGAUUGAUGUAAACGACGUGUUUGAAGAAGUGGUUAAACAAAAUGAAAGACUUGUCAAAGAAAUUGAAUUUUAUGAAGAAGUGGUCAACGAUUUGAUAACAAAUGUGAAGACAUGUGUUGUUUGUCAACAAAAUGAUGUCUUAAAAGACAGAAUCAAUGAAUUGGAGACACAUUUGAAGAGUAAAAUAACUGAUAACUCAACUAAUGUUAAGAGUGAAUACAAUGACUGCGACAAUAAAUUACAAACAAAAAGUUUAGAAAAAUCAAAGAAAAUAAAUAAAAAGUGUAUUAAAAUUACAGAUUCUGAUGAAAGUUGGACAACAAAUGUAAAGACAGUGAAGAAAACUAAUAAAAAUUCAAAGAUUGUAUUCAACAGAAAAAAUAAAAUCAGUUUAAAAGAUGUCAAUAAAGUUAAGAAAAAUAAAAACAAUUUAAAUUCAGUUAAUAGUGGAAAACGUAUAAAAUUUUAUAGCAAUGAAUAUGAAACACAAAGAAAUCAAUUAAAAUGUGACACACAAACCAUUGAUGGCAACUAUCGGUGCCAAACAUGUGAUUAUAAAAGUCGUAACUUUGAAGAAUUGGAAACACAUGUCAACCGAUAUCAUCUAAACAUUAAGCCAUACAAGUGUCACAUUUGUGGCCAAUAUUUGGUCGGUUAUACAGCUUUAAGACGACAUAAGAGUUGGAAACAUUAUACUAUGGGCGAAGGUUUGGAUCAAUUAAGCGAUUGGCGAAAAGCUCAGAUCGCCCAAACUCUAUCCAAAUUUCAAUGUAAAUUAUGUAAAAAAUUUAUACACAGCGAGUAUGAUCUGAAACGACACGUGUUGCGCGUCCAUCAAAACGUGAAACCGUCUAAAAUGUUUGCGUGCGAUAUGUGCGACAAGACAUAUGGUCACAAUAAUUCACUUCAAACACAUAAACGUUUACAUCACGGCAUUGGACCGCCAGUUACCUACUAUUAUUGUGAUUGGGAGGGCUGUCAGUAUAAAUCACCAAAUAUUUCACUGAUACCAAUUCAUAAGAAAAUACAUUUAGGUAUCCGUGACUAUGUGUGCGAUUGGCCCGGAUGUGAGUUUCGGUCGUCAACUAAAACAACAUUAAAUACACACCAGAUUGUUCACAGCGAUAAAUAUGACUACCGGUGCCAAUGGCCUGGCUGUGAGUUUCGUACUAAACAAGAUGUUGCAUUGAGGAAACAUGUGAGACAUGUUCACGAGGACAUACCCUACGCACUGGCCUGUCAUUGGCCCGGAUGUGAUAAAAAGUUUAAAUUUAAUAAAGACGUGAAAAAUCAUAUGAAACUACAUAACGAUCCACACCUUCCCUGUCCUGAGUGUAACAAAAAGUUUACGACUAAAAAGUAUUUGAAAGAUCACAUGCAAUCACAUACGGGUUAUAUACGAGUCAAGUGUCCGGUAGACGGAUGUAAUACACGGAUAUCGAGCGCUACUAAUGUUAGAUCACAUCUUAAAGUACAUCAUAAGGAUUGGACUCGCAAUAAGUGAUUACCU